This is a messenger RNA of Acanthoscelides obtectus, 966 nucleotides long. The record is from the annotation of a GenBank genome assembly. NCBI's taxonomy places the organism in Eukaryota, Metazoa, Arthropoda, Insecta, Coleoptera, Chrysomelidae.
AUGAAGUUUUUUGUAAGCAACGUUAGACCAAAUGAAGACCAUAAAUGUCUAUUAAUCUUAGACAAUCAUGCUUCUCAUAGGUCUAUUGAUGUCCUUGAUUAUGCCUCUCAGAAUAAUGUCACGACACACAAGCUCCAGCCGCUAGAUGUGUCCGUUUAUGGCCCUUUCGGAACUUAUUUCCAAAAUGAAAUUGACAAGUGGCAAAAAGCGCAUCCUGCACAACGCGUUACGUUGUUUGAUGUAGGCAAAAUUUUUAAUAAUGCCUACCUUAAAGCUGCAACACCAACAAACGCUAUAAAAGGUUUCGAAAAAACUGGCAUUGCAAGAUGUGAUUUAGAUGUUUUUUCCGAAGUGGACUUCCUUCCAGCAGAUGUAACUGACAAUGAAGAACCAGAGGUCCGUAUUAACCAUAAUCCUCAAGAUAUGGAUGUUAUUGAAAUUGGACCGCCCAAUACAUCUGCCCAUAAUGAUAUCGCAAAACCUGAACCUUCUGGUCUCAAUAAUAGUACGACCUUAAAACAAGCUAGUGACGCUCCAAAAGGAAAUAAUCGCAUUAAAAUUAUUGAUAUUCAUAUUAUACCUAAAUGUGAUAAACGAAAAGAACCCAAAAUAAAAAGGAAUCAACAGAAAUCAGAGAUUUUGACUUCUACGCCAAUUAAAGAAGAAAUUAGAGAAAAAAGUAAGAGCAAAGAAUGUGUCAAAAGCGUUAGAAGGAAGAUCCAACAAGAGACAGAUUCCAGCAAACUGAAAAUACCUCGUCCACCUUCACCACCGAAAACCGCUCCAGAUGAAGAAGAAACUCCAUGUUUGAUAUGUGACGAUUCCUUUGAAAACUCCAUUCCAGGCGAACACUGGAUACAGUGCAAUUUCUGUGAGAAGUGGGCACAUCAGAAAUGCACAAGCUACAAGACUGGAAUUUAUAUUUGUCAAGAUUGUCAAAAUCAGGUCAAAGAUCAGAGAACAUAA